Molecule: messenger RNA, 351 nt
Organism: Rotaria sp. Silwood2
Lineage: Eukaryota; Metazoa; Rotifera; Eurotatoria; Philodinida; Philodinidae
Source: the annotation of a GenBank genome assembly
AUGUGUUCGUCUUCAAUUCUUAUUUCACGUGGAAUUCAUAAUUUAACACUAUGGUCGUCAAUUCAUUUUAAUGAAGUAUCACCAUGUAUUCUUACAUUACCUUGUUUAAAUGACCAAUAUUUGACAGGAGAUGAUUUUGAUUUUCCUGAAAUUUGUCAAGAAAUUUCAAUAAAACAUUUACGAGAUAGCUCAAUCACUCGUUUUAGAAUGUUAGAUGAAAUCAAUACAUUAAUAACAUUAAAAAUGAAUGAAGAUAAUGGUUCUAUUGAAUAUCCCAAUGGUUUAAUAUGGGAUGAAGCAUCAGAAAGUAUUGAUGAAAUUAAAAAAAUGAUCCUCAAUCAGCAAGAAUAG